AUGGGCGACCCCGCCAACCUUGACGACUGGGGGUGGCGUCGGUUUGUGGAAAGAACGGUCCUCGAGGAAAACUAUGUUAUUGAAGGACACAUCACGUUCGUAUGCACCAUCAUGGUCACGCGUUAUACUACCCCUCAUGUCACCGUGCCGCCAUCCGACAUCAAGAACCAUCUCGGCUGCUUACUGGAUCAGGCAUAUGGGACGGACGUGUCAUUUACUGUCGACAGCGAGAAACUCCCCGUGAACCGAGUGAUUCUUACAGCCCGCUCACCCGUCUUCAAGGCAGAGCUUUUUGGGUUCAUGGCUGAAGCUACAAUGGGAUCCAUCACGCUGCACGAUAUCACACCUUCAACAUUCAAACGUAUUCUUAGGUUCAUAUACACGGAUGAGUUUCCUACAACAGAGGAUAACCUUUCCAACGAGGUAUUGUUUGAUUUACUCGCCGCUGCAGACUGGUACGCACUAGACCGGCUAAAGCUUAUGCAUGGGCGGAUCCAGUGUGGGUUAUGGGAUAAUGUGUCAAUGGAUACAGUUACGGAUAUUCAAGCUUGCGCUGACAUGUACAAUUGCCUCGAGUUGAAGAACAAGUGCAUUGACUUUAUUGCAAAAGAGGAAAAAGCAAAGAGGUCUCUUGUUUGA
Molecule: messenger RNA, 639 nt
Organism: Triticum aestivum (bread wheat)
Lineage: Eukaryota; Viridiplantae; Streptophyta; Magnoliopsida; Poales; Poaceae
Product: BTB/POZ and MATH domain-containing protein 2-like
Exons: 2
Coding region: 1-639 (212 amino acids)
Biological process (GO): protein ubiquitination
Molecular function (GO): protein binding
Source: RefSeq, a predicted model, not a curated record